AGGGGGCUGCGGAGGCCGGGGCCGGCUGGUGUUGCACACGAAGCUGAUCAGAGAAGAACCUAGCAGGGCAAAGCUUGCAGCUUGAGCCACCCUUUGUCUGGGUUGGGGCCCGUGGCAGGGAGGACCGGGGGAUCCGAGGGGAGGGACCGGGACGGGACGGAAGGGCCGGAGCAGCAGCCAGCGCAGCGGAGCCAAUUUGGGAACGGGGUAGCCUAACUCUACCAUCUGGGCCCUGGAUCUGAAGCCUGCGCCUUUGGUUUCUGAAGAGCUGGUCACAUGGGAGGAGGAUGUCCCUAAGGUCCGGCUGAGCCCAGGAGCUGCACGUAAUGGUGGCAGUCACCUUGCCAGUGCAGUGGGCAUGGAGCAGACUGAAAGUUAGGGGAACAAAGCAUCAGACAGGAAGAGGGGACGCACGGCUAGGCUUGAGGCCUCUUCUUCGGGAUGUCCCCAGACUCCCCAGCCCAGGCCCAGCAUAAAGGCCGUGUGGGGGGGCCCCCCUGAUCUAAGGGGUGGCUUCAUGCGCCACGUGCAGGCGGAGCUGUCUCCAUCCUCAGAGCCAGAGGCUGGCCCUUCACAGCCUCCAGUCAGACAGGGGGCCCUCCAGGGUGGCCUGCUCAUGGGCUACAGCCCAGCAGGGGGGGUGACAUCCCCCGGGGUCUACCAGGUAUCCAUCUUUUCCCCUUUGGCUGGUGCCUCUGAGCCUCCCAGGGCUCUGAAGCGGCCGGCUUCUCCCACUGAGGGUCCCCGGGAGCUGAAGAGAGGCCCUGGGCAAGGGGCCAGAAAGGGACUGCCCCCUGAAGAACUAUCUACUGUGGGACUGUUGGGGCCAGAGGGAUUGGGGCUGGGACUGGGUGUGGCCAGCCAGCAUUUCUCCCAUCAUGGCCUCUGUGUUGUGGAACAGAGAGGUAGUGCCACCCCACCUUGGACUUCAGGGGCGCAAAGCCCCCCGUGGCCCCCAUCAAAUGCUUCCUGCAAUACUUUGCACACCAGAGACUGGGUUUUCUCAGAUCAAGGGGGACAAGGGUCCGUGGGGGAGUCUCCAGGGCCAUCCCCAUCAGGCCAGCUGCACACACUUGACACUGAUUUGCACAAUCUUGCACACAUAGGGGGUAAGAGCCCAGUGGCUAGGGUGGGCAAUGGGGGCAGCCCCUGGCCUAGGGAGUCCCCUGGCACUGCCAAUGGGCACAGUCCCGAGCACACACCCCCUGGCCCUGGACCUCCAGGCCCCUGCCCCACCAAGCGAAGGCUGCUGCCUGCUGGAGAAGCCCCGGAUGACAGAGUUGAGGAUGAGGGGCCAGCCCCUCGGAGGCGCCGGGGAACCCUGGGUCACCCUCUUGCUGCCAACAGUUCUGAUGCCAAAGCCACUCCCUUCUGGAGCCACCUGCUGCCCAGGCCCAAGGAGCCUAUUUUGGACCCAACAGACUGCAGUCCUGUGGGGCGGAGGCUGAAAGGUGCCCGUCGCCUGAAGCUAAGCUCCCUUCGAAGCCUCCAGAGGGGGCCAGGCCUGCUGAGCCCCUCCAGUGCCUCCCCCGUUCCUACCCUUGCUGUCAGCCGUACCCUGCUGGGCAACUUUGAGGAAUCGUUGCUGCGAGGACGCUUCGCACCAUCUGGCCACAUCGAGGGCUUCACUGCAGAGAUUGGAGCCAGUGGGUCUUACUGCCCUCAGCAUGUCACGCUGCCUGUCACUGUCACCUUCUUUGAUGUUUCUGAGCAGAAUGCCCCGGCCCCCUUCUUGGGUGUCGUGGACCUGAAUCCCCUGGGGAGGAAGGGUUACAGUGUGCCCAAGGUGGGCACCAUCCAAGUGACCUUAUUUAACCCCAACCAGACUGUGGUGAAGAUGUUCCUCGUGACCUUUGACUUCUCUGACAUGCCCGCUGCCCACGUGACCUUCCUGCGCCAUCGCCUCUUUUUGGUGCCUGUGGGUGAGGAGGGAAAUGCUAGCCCCACCCACCGCCUCCUCUGCUACUUGCUGCACCUCAGGUUCCGGAGCUCCCGCUCAGGCCGCUUAAGCCUGCAUGGAGAUAUUCGCCUGCUUUUUUCCCGCCGGAGCCUGGAACUGGACACAGGGCUCCCCUAUGAACUGCAGGCUGUGACUGAGGUCCCCCAUAAUCCACGCUAUUCACCUUUGCCCUGAUUGCCAGCACUCUGAACCUAGGUGGGCCAAAAGCCCACUCUUCCUGCUCCAUCUUGGACAGGGUACACACGUGGAGAAAUGGCAAGAGCCCCUUCCGGCUUGAAUUAAAAUCCUCGCCGUGCUCCUACCCAAAUUGAUUAUUUGGGUGUUUAAAGCUUCUGAUCCUUCCACACCCUGUCCUUCUCUGGGUACUCCAUGUGCCUGUCCCCUCCCUUGGGUUUCCCAGGCCAGUUUAGGUAGUAGGGACAAACCAGAGCUGCCCUGAGAUUAUCCCAAGUUCCCAGGCAAGUUAUGCCAGCGUUGCCUCCCUGUCCUGGGCAGGGGCUACUUAUUAUUUUAUUUAUUUUUAAUUUAUAAUUUAUUCAAAUUGGAUUGCCUUGUUGACCUCCCAAACCUGAUAAUUGGCAUCACCCCACUCUCAGAUAUUGCUGCAACCUCAGGAGUUGAGGUUGCUGUAGGGGCAAGGGAGAGCUGCUCUCCCUCAACUGAGGGCAAAGGGUUUAUUCCAGAGGGACUGAGUCACUAGCCAAAGACUCAGCUUUCCCCGUCUUUCCCUAUUCCCGUUACUUACCCUAUCCUCUGACCCACUUUUGAAAGCCAAUUUAUACGUGUGUGUGCACGCACAAACAUGUUUGUGUGGUAUGUGUGUGAGAGAAAUGUGCAUGUAUGCACACACACACACACACACACACACAGGGCUUAAUCGCCCCUCACUUAGGGCUUCAAGACUUAGUUGUCACUCUCCUCCUGCCUGUGUCUCCUUCCUUUGGGGUCCUGACUGAGGAAGGUGUCUAGGGACAGAGUCAGGGCGUAAGGACUGGGGUGCCUCCUCUCACCUGGCCAGACUCUGACCCACCUACCUCAGCUGGGGUGAGGGGCACCCCUCAAACUCAGUCAUGUGGUUCCCAGUUAUCCCAUUCCCCACUCCAGACUCUGACCUAGCCUUAGCCCUUCAUUCUUGGGGCUUGGCUGAGGGGAACAAGCAUUUGCUAAAACUUGAAAAAACAAAAACAGGAAAAAUUGUACCUGGUACAUUUUUUUUUUAGAAAAAAAUAAAAAGGAAGAAUAAAUUCUUGUUUGGAAACUUGAA
Molecule: messenger RNA, 3224 nt
Organism: Jaculus jaculus (lesser Egyptian jerboa)
Lineage: Eukaryota; Metazoa; Chordata; Mammalia; Rodentia; Dipodidae
Gene: Atosb
Product: family with sequence similarity 214 member B
Exons: 10
Coding region: 518-2134 (538 amino acids)
Source: RefSeq, a predicted model, not a curated record